Molecule: messenger RNA, 1596 nt
Organism: Drosophila melanogaster (fruit fly)
Lineage: Eukaryota; Metazoa; Arthropoda; Insecta; Diptera; Drosophilidae
Gene: Pex19
Product: peroxin 19
Exons: 6
Coding region: 480-1358 (292 amino acids)
Cellular component (GO): peroxisome
Source: RefSeq, marked reviewed
AUAAUGUGUCUAUAAAGUCGCAAUCAUCGUCAUUACCGAACAAUCGCGAAAUCCAUUAUAUCCUGUUCAGUGCAUCGUAAAAUCGAGCAUCUUUCGCUGGAAGGAUGCGGAAAUGUUGAAAAAAAUAGCGAUGCGAUCAGCGAGCGUGAAAUCGCAGUCAGCAUAUGAAAAGGAUGUACAGGAUCGUAUCCUGGCAAAGUUCCUGCAAAAAGGAAGGGAAGUGUAGAUGCUUGUGAAGACGCUGAUGGGCAUUUUAUGACGGUUGGAAUCCUUCCUCUUCUGGGGAAAUAGAGCUGGAGAUUCAGCCGUUACGAAUGCGGUCGCACUAAGAUGUGAGUCAGUGUAGCCACACCUGUUCAGCUGACUGCGGUAUGCACCAGCAGCAGAUGAACGGUCCCACUGAUUGAUUCAGUCAGUCUUUAUUUUUUACCAUUUCCCACCCACCACGAAAUCAAGGAAAAGCAUCCCGAAAUUGCACAAUGUCCGAAGAAAAGAAGAAUGGCGAUGAAUUAAACGACUUGCUGGACAGUGCUCUCCAGGAUUUCGAUAAAAGUGGUGCCGGUGACCAAAAGGAGCCGUCCGCAUCAUCGGAUGUGGCGACCAACGCUGGACCUGAGGGCUCCGAGGAUCCAGAUGCGUUUUUCAUUGAGCAGGCCAAGGUGCUGGCCGAUCGCAUGAACACGCUCUUCGGAGGUCCGGACACGCCCAGUGGCGAUAUUCCGCCGCUGCCCCAGGAUCCCGACCAGAUCAUGGCCGGUUUCAAAAAGAUGGCCGAAGCGGCAGCGCUCACCUUGAGCGGCGAAAAUUCGGCCACCGACGAGGAUGUCUCCAAGUAUUCUGAUAGCAUUUCCCAGGCUCUCAAGGGUCUGCAAGAGGGCUCCGAGAACCUGGCUGCUCCCGCCUCGGAGAACGACAUAGCCAGCAUGUUUGGUUCACUGAAUCUUGAAGGGGCUGGCGAGGGUGAUGGAAACAUGUUCCUACCAUUCAUGGAGGGCAUGAUGCAGAGCCUGCUCUCGGCGGAGAUUCUGUUGCCCAGCAUCCGGGAGCUGCUGGAGAAGUACCCCAAGUACCUCGAGGAGAACGACGCCAAGCUCUCCGCUGAGGACAAGGAAAGGUACCAGAAGCAGAUGGAGCUGUACAAGGUGAUUGAGGGGCAUUUACAGAGCGAGAAGACCGAGGAUUCGGCCGCCGUGAAGCGAGAGAAGUUCCGCGUCGUGCUGGACGACAUGCGCAAACUGCAAGACUACGGCCAGCCGCCGCCAGAGAUUCUGGCCGAGACGGGCGGCGACUUGCCCUUCGGCGAUCCCACUGCCGGCGUAGCAGCCGGCGGUCCCGGUCCCCAGUGCCCAACCAUGUAGUGGCUGACGGAGCACGAUAGUCUCGUGGUGUGCCAAUUGGUUAACUGUUGAGUGUUGCACAUUUUUUAGGCUAAGGCAAAUUUGUAUUUUAUUUUAUCACCGACAAAACAAUACGGCGGUCGCUAAUGGUUAUCACCUCUCUCUUCAAUCAAGCUAUUAUUUUCGUAUUAACUGUUGGUUUAUUAAGUAGUUCUAUACCUAAAUACAAUGCCUCGAAAUACACCUAGAGGAAGAAGCG